GGCGGUGCCCCGCAGGGCCGAGGGGGAGCGUAGCGGUGGCGGAGUGUGAGGGUGAAGAUGUCGGGCUGCGAGGCCCGCGACGCCAAGAAGCUGGUGCGGUCGCCCAGCGGGCUGCGCAUGGUGCCCGAGCACCGCUCCGCCCGCAGCCCCUUCGGCCUGGACGAGCCGCCCUGGGUGCCUGACAAGGAGUGCCCAAGAUGUAUGCAGUGUGAUACAAAAUUUGACUUCAUAACGAGAAAGCACCACUGCCGAAGAUGUGGGAAGUGUUUCUGUGACAAGUGCUGCAGUAAAAAAGUGCCUCUGCCUCGCAUGUGCUUUGUGGACCCUGUGCGCCAGUGUGCUGAAUGUGCCCUCAUCUCUCAGAAAGAAACAGAGUUUUAUGACAAGCAGCUUAAAGUACUUAUGAAUGGUGCUACGUUCUUUGUAACUCUGGGAACAUCUGAAAAAUCUGAGCUCAUGGUUUGUCGACUUUCCAACAAUCAGAGGUAUCUGGUUUUGGAUGGAGACAGCCACUAUGAAAUCGAAAUUAUACAGAUUUCAACUGUUCAGAUACUUACAGAGGGAUUUACUCCUGGAGAAAAAGAUACUCACACUUACACCAGCCUUCUGGAGAGCCAGCACAUAAGUGAAGGAGGCAAUACUCGUGCCAUAGGUAUGAUUCUGCAGUAUAAGGUACCAGGAUCAGAGGAGCUAACGCAGAUGAAGUUUACAGCUAGUGAAGACUUCAGCUGUAAUAAGAAGCUGUCAGCAAGCUGGCUGGCAGCUAUGCACAAGGCAACAAAACUUCUUUACGAGUCCCGGGACCAGUAAGGACAGCAAAGGUUGAGGCACCUGAGGGCAGAGCCUGGCCUCCAUGGACCUCCCUCUCGCCCUGUGCUAGCUGAGGGCUGGUAACAGGGUUCUUGACCCUUUCUCAUUCCAGCGUGGUUUGGUAUGCAGGAACUGGCAGAUGCAGUGGGAGUAUUUUCUGACCCAUUUCUGACCCAUUUCUGACCCAUUUCUGACCCAUUUCUGAGUAUUCACAAUAGUGUGCAAUAUGUAUACAAUUAAUGCUUUAAACAGCCUCACCUUUUAAGACUUUGUAUAUUUUGUUAAGCCUUUAUUGGCACUUAAUAUGAAAGUGACCUGCACUACAGCUCAUGUACAGCACAACUUUUAUAGUAACAGUUAUAUAUACUGUUUGCUACAGAAAGCAAACAAACGUGUAUGUCUCUUCUGCAGAGAAUAGCUUUUGGGCAUAGAUCUCAGGUUUUUCCCUCUAUCCAAAUGUUUAAAAGUCAAUGUACAAUAAUAAAAUCUGCCUUAGAUAUGAUUUUAUAGAAAUCACUUGGGGUUUUUUUUAACAUUUCAUGUUAAACAUCUAAAUAUUUCACCAAGUACCACAAACUGGACUUACAUGAACAUGACCUUGAAACUUCACUUCUGUGAUAAAUAAGCUUCCAGAAUAAUGUUUAGUUUUGUAUUUUCUUUUUGGUAACUAGCUUUUGUUAAUCUAACUGUAAUGCUCUCUGAAAUUGUAUACAGUUUAAUGUACAAAUAUGAAUAAAUUAAUUCACUUAUUUAAAAAACCUAGGAGAUACUUAAUUUUGCAGUGUGUAACUUCUUUAAUGGUGGAUACGGUGGUCUCUGCUCUCUGAAACUUUCCCUUUUGAUAAAGAGCAUUCUCAGUUUAGUUCUAACUGUUGAUAAUUGUUCAACCACGGGGAUGAAUCCUCUGGCUACAUGCUCUGCCAAGUGAAUUUCUGCCCUCGGUCUUCCCUUACUGGUAAAAACUGAGUAAACCAGCGCGGGUGGCUGAGCUGUCAGCUUGUGUGUAAAGGGGCCCUGAGAGCUUUUCUAGGUACGUAUUAAUUUGUCACAGCUGGAAUACUGGAGAACUUGUGUAAAAAGCUGUCUGGCAACGUGCUGUCUGUGCAGCUGGUGAAGGAAGCGGUGAGGAAGCUGGAGGUGACAGGUAGAACACAACAUGCUCAAGUUGCUCUUUUUAUGGAGACUCUGAGCGAAGGCAUGUCUGUCUGCUCUUGCACCUGUAUAAAAAUACUGGAGAAUGCAGCCAUGCCUUAGCAGGACUUUAUUGUGCACAUUUACAUGUUCUCUGAAUUAGUGUAUCAUAGGCUCUUGAAAUCAUCACAUUCAUGUAGCAAAUUCUUCAACAAUAAUACCCUUUCACUUUUCACCACAAUAUAUACAGUUAACGCUAACCUGUGGUAAAAGCAAGUUACAGCACUGCAGGAAUGGAUAUAUAAAUUAUACACAGAACUUGUACAUGAAGAAUUAAUCAAAUUGCAUACUGGUAAAUGGGAGAAAAUUACAAGAAAUAUGGCUAAAACUCAUAAUGGGAAAUUCAAAAUAGACUUUUGGUGUAUAAAAUCAUGUACAAUUAAAAUGCCAGUGAAGUGCCUUUUUUUUUUUUUUGGUUGAAACUCCCAUGUAGUGGAAUAGGUUAUUGCAUAACUUGCCUUGGCAACAGCUGGAGGCUGCCAAGAACCACA
Strigops habroptila (Kakapo) is the source of this 2492-nucleotide messenger RNA. RefSeq names its product zinc finger FYVE-type containing 21 (gene ZFYVE21). Bases 58 to 810 code for a protein of 250 amino acids. The transcript is spliced from 8 exons. Lineage: Eukaryota; Metazoa; Chordata; Aves; Psittaciformes; Psittacidae. The record is from RefSeq and is a predicted model, not a curated record. Gene Ontology annotation, molecular function: metal ion binding.